AUGGCUGAGCGCUCUGCGGAGCCUGGGCAGCAGAGUGACCAGGGACCCAUCUUAGAGAACAAAAGUCCUCCUCUCCUUCUGACAGCAGGACCUUCACCAGCUCUGACACAACGAGCCCGUCCGCAUGAAGCAGUUGUGACAGAACGUCCCAACGUUCACACACGCCCCCAGUACCACGCUCCUGCAGACGGAAAGCUGCUGCAGGGCCAGGCGAGCGCCUGUGGACAGCCUGUGGAAAUACCCGUCUCCCACCGCUCUCGUUUUCUAGAGGGGGAGUGCAAGAGGACACCUGAGGGUGUGCUCAAGAGGAACGGUCAUGGAGUCCACACUGGCGCCAACAGAAUGACAUACGUUGGCAGCUGGAAGAACAACAAGAUGAAUGGUACUGGGAGGCUAGAACACCCUUCUGGGGCAGUUUAUGAAGGCAAGUUCAAAGACAACAUAUUUCAUGGGGCUGGAACAUACACAUUUCCAAAUGGAGCAAAGUACAUCGGAUCAUUCAGUGACAACAAGCUGGAUUUAUGUCAUUACAUGAUGGAAGGUGAAGGAGACUUCAUAGAUGAAAACGGGUGGAGUGGCACAUUUUAUGGCUCGGCAGCAGUGGGACUGAAGCAGAAGCUGAAAAUGUAG
Molecule: messenger RNA, 630 nt
Organism: Opisthocomus hoazin
Lineage: Eukaryota; Metazoa; Chordata; Aves; Opisthocomiformes; Opisthocomidae
Source: RefSeq, a predicted model, not a curated record